ACGAGUAUUGCACUUUGUAGCUCAUUCACUGGAGAAAAAAAAAAACGGAGAUGACCAAACAAAAAUGAACCCACAUGGGGUUAGCUUAGAAUAAGAGUUGCUAGUCACUCAUGACUCAUGAGUCAUGAGUUAAGAAUGGGGCAUGAAAACGAAGUGAUGACAAAAAGAGACAGUGGCGCACUGUCAUCCCUCCCAUCUUUUCUUCCUUCAAUGGGGAACAAAGUUAUCUUCCUUCUUUAGUAGUGAUGAUGAUGUCAAAUCAAUUUACAUCUAAACCUAAUCAUCAACAUAAAUUCAGUAAUUAAGCAUUGUUCAUUCAUUAUACUUUCUGGGUCUUUUGGAAUUUCUGGGUGUUUUUUGAGCUCUUCUGGUAUGGCUUUAUCUUCAUGCUUUGCCUAUCAUCCCCAGAUCUCUUCCAAGAUUGAUUGCAGCGUUCUAGUAGAUAAAAACCAUCAUCAGGUGGGUUUAAGUCCGAGUUUAGUUCUAUCUGUUCAAGGUGUGAGAAAUGGAAUAUUUAGCCAGAAAGUGCCUAAGCUCAGAGCGGAGAUAAUGCACGGUUGUUGUUUCCUUGGAGGUCUUAGAAUUGAUAUUAGACCGACAGUAAACGAAUCCAAUUUUUCGCGUAGGAAUUCUGGAGUAUGUUAUUCUUGGUUGUCGAAUACUCAAGUUGCUAGCAGUGCAUUUACAUUAGGAACAGCUGCUGUCCUCCCAUUUUACACUCUCAUGAUCGUUGCUCCGAAAGCUGAACUUACUAAAAAGACUAUGAAAAGUAGCAUACCAUAUGUUGUGCUAGGGCUUCUGUACGCAUAUCUUUUGUACCUUUCUUGGACGCCUGAAACCAUACGCUUGAUGUUUGCGAGUAAAUACUGGUUACCUGAGCUUCAAGGUAUAGCGAAAAUGUUUUCCAGUGAGAUGACUUUAGCAUCUGCAUGGAUUCAUCUGCUGGUAGUGGACCUCUUUGCUGCUAGGAAUGUUUAUCAAGAUGGUCUGGAGAAGGAAGUCGAGACCCGGCAUUCAGUCUCAAUGUGCUUGCUAUUCUGUCCUGUAGGAAUUCUAAGUCAUCUCAUCACCACGGCGCUGACCAGACCUUCUGACAAAACUCGACAUAGCGAUACUAUUAUCUAAUUUUUCUGAACUAGAGUUUUAAUCUGUUUUUUGUGAACUGAUGUUUUGGUUGGAUGUGCCAAGGAAGUUGCUGUCAAAUUUAAAUGAAACAAUGCAUAUAGACAAUAAUUAGCCAUAA
Messenger RNA from Spinacia oleracea (spinach), 1243 nucleotides. RefSeq names its product protein ABA DEFICIENT 4, chloroplastic. NCBI's taxonomy places the organism in Eukaryota, Viridiplantae, Streptophyta, Magnoliopsida, Caryophyllales, Amaranthaceae. The coding region runs from base 373 to 1125 and encodes 250 amino acids. The record is from RefSeq and is a predicted model, not a curated record. The transcript is spliced from 6 exons.